AUGAGCACCAGCGACAGCCACACCAUGGAAGAAAGCCCCAGGAGGGGCACGGACGAGACCAAGACCACAACGGCCACCGACAGCAUGAUGAUCUCUCGCUUGAGUGAAGACGACCCUUUCGUGUCCAUGGCCGAGAGUGAAGAUGACUACUCGAACACCAGCGAGGCUUGGAGCGACGAAGGGGACCAGUCGGAUUCGACUGGCACAAGGGUGCCUCAGCGCAAGGAUAUCAAGAUGAUCAACAUUAUCCGAUCCUUCGUGGUCCUUCUCAUGCUGACCAUCGCCAUGGUGUCCGCCAACUCGGUCUUUGUCUAUGCCUUUAUCCAAGAAGAAAACCACUACGAUGAAAGUCUCGAGGAUCUCUCGCUCAAGUUGGUCGAUCAUUUCUACGCCGAACUCGAACGCAAAGUGGCCGCGGCACAGACUCUCUCCACCUCCUUUACUUCCUACGCACACUCCACCAACGUCCGCUGGCCCUAUGUCAGUUUCCCAGACUUUGCCGAACAGUGUCUCGUACCACGGCAAACCGGACAAAUAGCCGCCGUCUCCUUUCUUCCCUUGGUCCACCACAGUCAACGAGACAACUGGGAGCACUACUACGCCCCAACGUUUGCCUAUCUCGCCACGCAACACGAAGGACAACCCGAUCCAGCACUGUCGCCGGUAGAUGAUGAUAAUGAGCUCCCCAUCACCAAGUUUCAUGUCCAUCACAAUCGAUCCAUUCAAGAUGGCAUGUACCGCAUGCGCUACGGCAAGGCGAGAGAUGAACCCAAUGGCACAAUCUACUUUCCAACGUGGCAAACCACUCCCCUCUCUCCCAACGCCACCGAACUCAUGUUUCAUCAAUCUUCCAAUCCAGUCCGCGAACAGGCGCUCCUCGGUAUGAUGACAGUACCGCAUGGCGGAUCCUGUUCCAACGUCCUCUUGCACAGCUCCAACCAAACCGAUCAUGCCUAUUAUGCCACUCCCCGCAGCAACCUCUACUAUCCUCUGUGGCGCUCCCUCACAGACGCCGACAUUGUCGGAGCCCUGGCGCUGGAGUUUCGCUGGGAAACGCUUCUCGGAACCAAAGUACUCGAGGAUGAGGACGUCCAACACUCGGUGGUGGUGGUCUUGGACACCAACUGCGAGGCAUCGGCAGCCCAUGCCUAUUCCUUUGAAGUGACGUCUUCCACUGUGGACUACCUAGGAGAAGGAGCCCUCUACGAUCCCAAGGUAGAAGUCGAUGAGAUUGUGGCCUCGGAGUACGACGAGUUUGCCAAGCGGUUACUGCAUCACCCUCCCUUUUCCACUGCUUCCCAACUCGAUGAUGAUGGUCUACGAUUCGUCAACGAAACUACUGGUUUGGUUGGAUCCACCAAUCAUACCAACGGAACUGCCUUGUGUGACUUUCGUAUUCGAAUCUACCCCACCGAACCCUACCGAAGUUCCUUCUUGACCCACACGCCCUUGUAUGCCAAAAUGUUCGUCGCAUUCAUCUUUAUCUUUACAAUCAUGGUCUUUUUGGUCUACGAUUGCAUCGUCGAUCGAUACCAACAACGCAUGGUGGAAUCCGCCGAAAAGACUCAUGCCAUUGUACGAGCGCUCUUUCCGCAAAAUGUACGAGAACGAUUGCUGCGACAAAGUGCCAACACCAAAACCAAUCGGUCUUCGACGGGGGAACCAAAGGAUCACUGGUCGGCCCACAGUGGCGACGGCUCCAAAGUACAUCAAUCGCCCAAAUCGCGACUCAAAAACUUGUUGCAAAAGAAUGGCGGAGUGACUUCCACCAGUGGUGACAGUUCCGGAGGCGAUGACAUGGGAUUGGAUGAACCAUUGGCGGAUUUGUAUCCCGAAGUUGCAGCAGGACUCACCAUGAUUGCGUGCUUGCUUGCUUCCUUCCUUCCUUCCAUUCCAGUUACGAUUUUAUUCUCUGAUAUUGCAGGGUUCACGGCAUGGUCUAGCGAGCGAGAGCCUGCGCAGGUGUUUACACUGCUAGAGACUUUGUACGGUGCUUUUGACAAAUGUGCCAAGCGCCUGGGUGUCUUCAAAGUUGAAACGGUAAGUGACUGCUACGUGGCCGCCACAGGACUCCCAAACGCCAGGAAAGACCAUGCGGAGACCAUGUGUCGCUUUGCUAGAGCUUGCAUGCUCCGAUCUCGACAGUUGCUUGAGGAUAUGGAGUCUUCUCUAGGACCAGGCACGGCGGAACUCGGCAUGAGAACGGGCAUGCAUAGCGGGUCCGUGACGGCAGGAAUUCUUCGUGGAGAAAAGUCGCGUUUCCAGUUGUUUGGAGAUGCAAUGAACACUGCCAGCCGCAUCGAAUCUACUGGCCAGAAAAACAAGGUUCACAUGUCCGAAGAAGUUUUCAAGUACCUAGAUUCGCACGGGAAGGCUCACUGGGUCCUUCCCCGAGCAGACAAAGUUACCGCUAAAGGCAAGGGGAAACUGAGUACUUUCUGGCUGAAAUUGGGUAAUGGCUCCAAUACUGACUCUUCAGGAGACACAUCGUCCCUCCCCGACACGUCUCGCAACGACAUGUCACAACUUCACGAUAUGUCGUUGCGCAACGACAUGGACAUGUCUUUGCGCCAUGAUCUACCUUACACUCCGAGACGCAGGGAUUCGAUGUCUGAAAACUCGGUCUUGGGACCUGUGCUUCACCAGACAGCGAUUAAUAGUACCGAAGUGCGCCUUGUGGAGUGGAACACAGAUGUUUUGAUGAGUUUCCUCGCAACUGUUGUUGCCAAUCGAGGAGAGGAAGAGGCUGUUGAGCAAACCAACAAGAUCGAGGAACUUGGAACGGACAUUCCUCUGAAGGAGAUGACUCAAGUAAUCGAGAUGCCAGAAUAUGCCGAGAAAGAAGAGCCUGGAAAGAUCAAUUUGCCUGCGGUCGUCCGAUCCGAGCUACGGGAAUACGUGGGGAUAAUCGCUUCUGGAUACAGACGAAACCCCUUUCAUUCUUUCGAACACGCUUCCCACGUUGCUCUGUCUGCUACCAAACUUCUCAAGCGCAUUGACUGUGCUGAUGCUGGAGAUGGGAUCACAAUGGAGGAGUUACACGAGUACACUUUUGGCAUCGUUUCAGACCCCUUGGCAAAGUUCGCUGUGGUGUUCGCAGCACUGGUCCACGAUGUUGGCCACACUGGGGUUCCAAAUGGCAGACUUGCCGUGGAAAGUCCGGAAUUGGCAGAUCGCUACGAAAAAUGCAUAGCUGAACAAAGAUCAAUCGAAACUGCCUGGGAACUACUCAUCCUUCCUCGCUUUAGCAACUUGAGAGAUUGCAUAUUUGGAAAGCAGAAAUCCGAGGGCCAACGAUUCCGCCAGCUCCUCGUCAACUGCGUGCUCUCCACCGAUAUCUUCGACAAGGAGCUCACUGCAUUGCGGAAAGCACGCUGGGCGAAGUCAUUCGACAAGGACUCCAGCGGACCGAUGCUAAUGACUUCUGAAGAUCUCAACCAGAAGGCUACAAUCGUGAUCGAGUAUGUCAUUCAAGCUUCGGACGUAUCGCACACGAUGCAACACUGGCAUAUCUACAAGAAAUGGAAUGAGCGUCUCUUUGAAGAAAUGUACACGGCCUAUCUGGCGGGAAGGCAAGACAAAGAUCCCUCAGACAGCUGGUAUCAAGGCGAGCUAUGGUUUUUCGACAAUUAUGUCAUCCCUCUAACUCGCAAACUCAAGGAGUGUGGUGUCUUCGGGGCGUCUGGUGACGAGUACCACCAAUAUGCAGUGGCAAACAGAGAAGAAUGGAUGCACCGGGGGAAGGAGUUGUGUAAGCAAAUGCACGAGAGGGUCAAAGAGAAGGCGGCACAAGAGCAGUUAUGA
Messenger RNA from Seminavis robusta, 3804 nucleotides. The record is from the annotation of a GenBank genome assembly. NCBI's taxonomy places the organism in Eukaryota, Bacillariophyta, Bacillariophyceae, Naviculales, Naviculaceae.